Molecule: messenger RNA, 708 nt
Organism: Drosophila takahashii
Lineage: Eukaryota; Metazoa; Arthropoda; Insecta; Diptera; Drosophilidae
Gene: sowi
Product: solwind
Molecular function (GO): calcium ion binding
Source: RefSeq, a predicted model, not a curated record
AGAUUAAACAAAUCCAAAAUAAAAAUACCAUUAAGAUAAAUUAAGGAUUUAGUCAUGGAAAAUCUAGACGCCACUAUAGAUAACAUGGAAAACAGUCGAUUUGCAGCCCUUUAUGGGAGUUUGAUUAAGGAGUUGGCCGCAACUUCUGAGAUGUCCCAGACGGACAUCACUUGUUUGCUCGUCGUUUAUUACAAGUUCUCCAAGGCCAACGGACCUCAGUGUAAGAAGAUGACCAAGAAGCAGUUCUACCAGAUCUUCUUGGUGCUAUUUAAUGUGGCAAAUGUCCAGGUAAUUGAACGCACUCUGCUGGCCAUUACCAAGGACACGAAAUAUGUAAGUCCCCAGGCUUGGAUUCAGCUCUUUACUCUCUACACAACCAAGGACAUCCAUGUACGAAUGAAAUUUGCUUUCGAGGUGUAUGACACCAAAGGAACUGGCGUUAUUGAUCGAGAGCAAGUCGGUGUUGCUUGCGAAAAAUUCUUUUACGGUGAAGACGAAGAUGAGAUUAACGAACUUAAAGCGGACAUGACUGAGUUUCUUAUGAAGAAGUUUGAUCUAGACAAGGACGGUGUUAUUUCCUAUGAGGACUAUUCUACUGUCGUCGAGCAGCAGCCAAUUUUAGUCGAGUUCUUGGGCUGGUUAUUUCCGUCGAAGGAAGAUAAGGAUCUUAUGGCCCAUUGCAUUAACCUACAAUUGAAUCAAAAUUAA